Messenger RNA from Paramormyrops kingsleyae, 3038 nucleotides. It is a transcript of the gene khk, whose product is annotated as ketohexokinase. Gene Ontology annotation, biological process: fructose metabolic process. The record is from RefSeq and is a predicted model, not a curated record. Gene Ontology annotation, molecular function: ketohexokinase activity. Lineage: Eukaryota; Metazoa; Chordata; Actinopteri; Osteoglossiformes; Mormyridae.
GACAAAUAUCCGGAAGAGGAUACUGACACCAGGUGUUUGUCACAGCGCUGGCAGCGAGGAGGUAAUGCUUCAAACUCCUGUACAGUACUUUCCCUCCUUGGGGCGCCAUGUGCAUUCCUAGGGUCCCUCUCACCUGGCCCCGUGGCAGAGUAAGUUGUCCCUGUUAGCAUAAUCAUAAACAGCAAAGCUUUGUUGUGUCAUACCCUUAUUCUUUUGAGCUAUGAAGUUGAGUAUCGAGGGUGGCUGUUCUCCUCACUGUCAUAUGGUUUGUAUCUUAUUCUGAUCUGUAAAAUUAGUUAAAUAUGUUCUUCCCGUAUCCUUUAUUCCUCUUUCUGAAUUAAAAUGACUUUGUUCAAAUGCUGGACCAGCUCUUCCUAAUCUGGUCCUUAUAAAUAUAAUAACAAGUCUAGCAUAUUCCGUGUGUCCCAAGCCAGUCCUCGGGGACCUGCAGACAGUCAGUGCUUUUGCUCCCUCCCAGCUCCCUACCACAGCAAAAAUGUGCACUGUCUGGCAGGGAGCAAAAACGUGGACGUCUGGGGGGCCCUGGGGGAUACACUGCAUAUGCUAGACUUGUUAUUAUUUUUUGCCAUCUAGAUCUGCUGUCACACUUUUGUGCACUGACAGGCCACGCCCACAAAGAUGAAGCCUUUGUUCUACUGCAGACUCCUAAAGGAAACUGUUUAAUGUUUACGAUACAGCUACAUUACUUGCAUAUUGGCCUGUUGUACAUAAAACACAGUUUGCCUUUGGUGCAAAAUUUCUUUUGGCACUGUUCUCUGCUGUUGUUUAUAACCACUAGCUGAAUGAAGUCGGUCUGGGCUCAGGAUCUACACAUGGUGAAUCUGGCACAGUAAAACGCAGUGUCGGCAAAUUAAAUGCGUCGGUGGGGAUGCCUUUGCAGUGCUCGCCUUUCAGGUGUCUGCUAUGAAUUAUUAUACAGGUAUGUUAGUGGUAGCUGUGCGUUUAGCUUGUAUAACCAUUAAAGCUUAAGGGAUUUCAGCCUGGUUCUCAUUCUGUCCCUGUCGGUUGGUGACUCGUCUGCUCCAGCUUCGUCCUUGCAGACUUCCUCAGGUACAACAUUGACAUCUCGUUGCUGGUGGAGCACGCAGAAUGCUCCUUCCCAGCUUCUGUAGUCAUCGUCAAUGUGAGGACAGGCAGUCGUACCAUUCUGCAUAUGAACAGGCCUCUUUCUUUACAGGCAACAAGCAGAACCUCUUACAGAUAUUCCUCCGUUUCCCCUCUCCCUGAAGGUGCGAGAACAUCUGGAUUAUGUUUGACAGUGACACAGAUGGGUUUUGUUCUGUCUGUUUCUGCUCAUGUGGCAGUUUCAUCGUGGGGGAUUUUUCCCGCCGAGGGGUGGACGUGUCGCACGUGGUGUGGCAGCAGGGGGGGGAGACCCCGUGCGCGUGCUGCGUGGUGUGUCCCUCCAGCGGCUCCCGCACUGUCGUUCUCGCCGACACGAACCUCCCAGAUGCGUCAGUGGAGGAUUUUGCUAAGGUGAACUUGGUUGAGUACAAGUGGAUUCACUGGGAGGGCCGGAAUGCAUCGGAGCAGGUGAAGAUGAUUCAGAAGGUCGAAAAAUACAACAGCACUGUUCCAGAACCGUGCAGAAUCACCAUUUCGGUGGAGAUUGAGAAGACAAGGGAGGAACUGUAUCAGCUUUUUCCUUAUGGAGAUGUGGUUUUUGUGAGUAAGGAUGUGGCCACUUGCAUGGGGUUCUGCUGUGCUGCAGAUGCCCUGAGGGGACUGUACGGGCGCGUGAAGAAGGGGGCUGUGCUGAUCUGUGCCUGGGCAGAGAAGGGAGCUGACGCCAUGGGUCCGGAUGGAACGCUGGUCCACUCCGACGCCUUUCCUCCCCCAGCCCUCGUGGACACGCUGGGGGCGGGAGACACCUUCAAUGCGUCCGUUAUCUACUCGCUCUCAAACGGAAAAGCCCUACAGGAGGCGCUAUCAUUUGGUUGCCAGAUUGCAGGCAGGAAGUGUGGAAUCCAUGGAUAUGAUGGUAUUGUAUCAAAAUAAUGGUCCCCGAUGACUAUGGGAUGGGUCAUGGCAAUUUCUCAUCAGCCUCACAAGAAAGGAUUCUUGUAAGAUAGUGCCUUGUGUUGGAAAGAAAUGACAAGAGCAGAGCAGAGCAAAUGCACGCAUGUGUGCUGUGUGGGCACAAGUAACCUUGCAUCUUUGUUUAUUUUUUCCAAUGGACCGGCUAGUUUACUGUUAUAAUUUAAGGCAGUUUUGUUACAAUCAAUGAAUUCUGUCUUUUGCAGUAAAUGAGCCAUUUGAUUGAUGUGCAUUGUUAGGAGAAAUAUGUGAUCCUUUAAAAGGACCAGGCCAAGUAGGAUUUUUCUGCAGUUUAAUAUUGACCUGCUUGCUACUAAAACCUGAUGCACAUUCAGAACAAAACUUGAAAACGCAUUUUGUCAGUUUUAUGAUUAAAAAAAAUAAUAAAAUUAUUUUAGGGAGAUGUUAAAGUUGCAAGUUAUUUCAAGAAGAUUUUUCUGCAGUUAUUGGUAAUGGAAGCCAUUGGUUCUGAAAGCGCAAACUAUCUUUGAAGAAAUCCAAAACUUUCCCUCCUCAAAUGUUCAGCCGUCUCUCACCAGAAUUUUUCCAGUGGUCUAAUCAUCUCCCUGACCGCUAUUCCAGUGUGCAUUCGAGCUGCUCCAGGAAUAUUUGCAUUUGGUUUCUAAAAGCCUUGAUUACACUCUUUUGGCAGUGUGUGCAUGAAGGUAAUGAUAAACAGGAUGUCUGACGUGAUCCAGUCCUGCAUUAGCCUGACCCAGCUGGCCUUCUUAGCAAAGACCCCUCGCCCAGACCGACAUGUCAGCCAAUAUUGACUAGACGUGAUAAAAGACGAAAAGGGUGCAUGACCUGACCCAUCCCCGAGAACCCAGCCCUCACCAUAAGUGACAGCCGAUACUGGUGUAACUGGCUUUAGAUGUGUAAACAUUGUGUUGAAAGCAGAGUUCACUGUGCCAGAAAUGUUGAAGUACGCUAAUGUUGAAGAUAUUGUACAAUAAACCUGAUAUUUGUGUUUUAAACAA